Messenger RNA from Diospyros lotus (date-plum), 4920 nucleotides. RefSeq names its product elongator complex protein 1. Gene Ontology annotation, cellular component: cytosol; elongator holoenzyme complex. The record is from RefSeq and is a predicted model, not a curated record. Gene Ontology annotation, biological process: tRNA wobble base 5-methoxycarbonylmethyl-2-thiouridinylation. Lineage: Eukaryota; Viridiplantae; Streptophyta; Magnoliopsida; Ericales; Ebenaceae. Bases 147 to 4127 code for a protein of 1326 amino acids. Gene Ontology annotation, molecular function: protein binding; tRNA binding. The transcript is spliced from 6 exons.
UCUCUCUCUCUCGUAUUCACAAGCUAGCCUACUCUUCGUUAAACCCAUAAACCCUAACAAAAAAAGAAAGCCGGGGCAAGCGAGCACGCCCUCUUUUACUAAUCGCAACGGUUUUCUGGCUCAGUGGGAGCAUUUUUGGGUUGAAGAUGAAAAAUCUGAAGCUGUCUUGUGAGCUUACGUCGAACCUGCAAUUGCAGUCGGAGGACGAAGCCCUUCGCUUUGCCGCUUUCGAUAUCGAACGAAACCGCUUGUUCUUCGCCUCUUCGGCCAAUUCUGUUUACGCCACUCACCUUCCUUCAUCCCAGGAUGAAAGAACAUGGAGGACAACUACUUUAUCAAUGGCUAUUCAACCUCUUGAUUUAGAACCUGGAGACUUCAUUACUUCCUUUGAUUAUCUAAUGGAGAAAGAAGCCUUGAUAGUGGGAACCUCGAGAGGACUUCUGUUACUGCAUAAUGUGGAAGAUAAUGCAACAGAAAUAGUUGGUAACGUAGAGGGUGGUGUGAAGUGUAUUUCACCUAGUCCAGAUGGAGAUCUGCUUGGUGUAGUCACUGGUUUAGGCCAGAUGUUAGUAAUGACUCAUGAUUGGGAUUUGUUAUAUGAAAUGGCACUUGAGGAUCUUCCUGAAGAUGUUAGCAUAAGUGAAACAAAAGUUUCUUCCAAUUAUACAUUUGAGAGUCCAGUUUCUUGGCGAGGUGAUGGGAAAUACUUUGCUACAUUGACCACAGUUCAUAAUUCUUUUUCCUUUCAUAAAAAGAUUAAAGUUUGGGAACGAUAUUCUGGGGAAUUGCACUCUGUUUCAGAACCAAAACAUUUCAUGGGAUCAGUUGUGGAAUGGAUGCCUAGUGGAGUGAAAAUUGCUGCCAUCUGUGACAGGAAGGAAGAAAAGAAGUGUCCAUCAAUAGUUUUCUAUGAAAGAAAUGGGUUAGAAAGAAACGCCUUUAGCAUCAAUGAGGACAUAGGUUCAACUAUCGAAAUUUUGAAGUGGAAUUGCAGUUCUGAUCUUCUUGCGGCUGUUGUCAGAUGUGAAAGGUAUGACUCCCUUAAGAUCUGGCACUUCAGCAAUAAUCAUUGGUACUUGAAGCAAGAAACUAGAUACCCCAGUGAGGAUGGAAUUAGAUUCAUGUGGGGUCCUACAAAGCCUCUGGAGUUGAUUUGCUGGACUCUGGGUGCCCAGAUCACGAUCUUUGACUUUGUCUGGGUUACAGCUGUCAUGGAGAACUCAACAGCACUAGUUGUUGAUGGCUCUGAGAUACUAGUAACACCUCUUUUCUUAUCUCUAAUACCACCUCCUAUGUUUUCAUUCAAAUUAAGAUUCUCAAGUGCUGUUCGAGAUGUAGCUUUCCAUUCAAAGAGUUCAAAGAACCAUCUUGCCGCAUCCUUAUCAAAUGGCUGUUUGUCUGUAGUAGAAUUUCCUCAACUUGAUGAUUGGGAAGAGCUAGAAGGAAAAGAAUUCGAUGUUGAGGCUUCCUCUUCGGAAUCAUCAAUUGAAUCCUUUAUACAUCUCAUAUGGUUGGAUGCACAUGUGCUUCUUGGCAUUUCUCAUUUUGGUUCUAGAAAUGGUAAUUGGUUUCCGGAUACAUUGUCAGGCAAGGAGAGGCUUCAUGGGCACUACUUGCUGGAAAUUGAGCUUGUGUGUUCAGAGGAUCAUGUCCCAAGUUCAUUGACAUGCUCAGGUUGGCAUUCAAAGAUAUCCAAUUUUGUCUCUCUUGAAGAGCCAGUAAUUUGUAUCGCUCCUAAUCCUGCUAAAAGAUAUUCGGCACUUGUUCAAUUUGUUGGAGGAAAAAUUUUUGAGUAUACAUCAACUUUGUUUAUCACCGGAGGAGCUCCUGUCCCAUGUCUUCAGAUGCAUGACAAAUUGGGGUUCUUAUCAUCUUGCCCAUUGAUGGGUGUGGUUCCUGUUGCUGACUCUGAGACAUCACAGUCUUUGCUUUUUGGACUUGAAGACAAUAGCAGGCUUCAUGUUAAUGGAAGGAUAUUAUGCCACAACUGCAGCAGCUUCUCAUUUUACUCUAUCUUUGCUAACGAAGUGAUCACCCAUCUUAUUCUUGCAACCAAACAAGAUCUACUUUUCAUUGUUGAUAUUGUAGAUGUGUUGCAUGAGCAAGUAGAGGCUAAAUAUGAGAGCUUCUUGCCUGUUAUCAAGAAAAGAAAUGAAGAGAAAAUAAACUAUAUAAGCAUAUGGGAAAAGGGUGCUAAAAUUGUAGGCGUCCUGCAUGGAGAUGAAGCUGCCGUUAUACUACAGACAUAUCGAGGAACUCUUGAAUGCAUUUAUCCUAGAAAGUUGGUCCUGACCUCCAUUGUCAAUGCUUUGGUCCAAGGACGUUUUAAAGACGCACUCCUCAUGGUGAGGCGGCACAGGAUAGAUUUCAAUGUUCUAGUUGAUUAUUGUGGUUGGCAAGCCUUUAUUCAGUUGGCUCCGGAAUUUGUCAGACAAGUAAACAAUCUGAGCCAUGUAACUGAAUUUAUUUGCUCCGUAAAGAAUGAAAAUAUCAUGGAGACACUGUACAAGAACUAUAUUUCCUUACCUUGCAUAAAGGAUGCUAAAGUUGCAGAAUUCAGACAUUUUGAGGGAUUUGAUGCCAAAACCAAGGUAUCCUCUGUCUUGUUGGCCAUAAGGAAGGCUCUUGAGGAGCAAGUGGUGGAAAGUCCUGCAAGAGAGCUUUGUAUAUUGACCACUCUAGCACGAAGUGACCCUCCAGCUCUUGAAGAAGCUUUGAAGAGGGUAAAAGCUAUCCGGGAGAUGGAACUAUUAAGUUCUGAUGACCCAAAGAGAAAUUCUUAUCCCUCUGCUGAGGAUGCUUUGAAGCAUCUGUUAUGGCUAUCUGAUUCAGAGGCUGUUUAUGAAGCUGCUUUAGGUCUUUAUGACCUGAACCUUGCAGCCAUUGUAGCAUUGAACUCACAACAAGAUCCGAAGGAAUUUCUUCCAUUUCUCCAGGAACUGCAAAACAUGCCGACUCUGUUAAUGCACUACAAUAUUGACCUUAAACUCCAAAGAUAUGAGAAUGCACUCAGGAACAUAAUUAUGGCAGGAGAUACUCACCAUGCUGAUUGUAUAAACCUGAUGAAGAAAAAUCCUGAACUUUUUCCUCUAGGAAUCCAACUUAUCACUGAUCCUUCCAUGAACAAGAAAGUCCUUGAGGCCUGGGGCGAUCAUCUUACUGACAUAAAAUGCUUUGAGGAUUCUGCAGCAACUUAUUUGUGCUGUAAUAGUUUGGAAAAAGCACUGAAGGCUUAUCGGGCUUGUGGUAAUUGGAGCAGGGUGUUGACUGUUGCUGGAUUCAUUAGGUUGGGGAGGGAGGAGGUUGUGCAACUGGCACAUGAACUCUGUGAAGAACUCCAAGCACUUGGAAAACCAGGAGAAGCUGCCAAAAUUGCCUUGGAGUACUGUGGUGAUGUUAAUGCUGGGAUCAAUUUAUUAGUGAGUGCAAGGGACUGGGAGGAAGCUCUGAGGGUUGCUUUCAUGCAUAGGAGAGAAGAUUUGAUCUCAGAGUUGAAGAUUGCAUCUCUUGAAUGUGCCAAUAUGCUAAUUGGUGAAUACGGGGAAGGGUUGGAGAAAGUAGGCAAGUAUUUGGCCCGCUACUUGGCAGUGCGACAGCGGAGGUUAUUACUUGCAGCAAAGCUUCAGUUAGAUGAGCGACCAGUAAAUGAAGUUGACGAUGAUACUGUUUCUGAAGUUAGCAGUAAUUUCAGUGGAAUGAGUGCUUACACCACGGGGACACGAAAGAGCUCCUCUGCUUCCAUCAGAUCAAGUACUUCUAGCAAGUCAAGAAGCAUGAGGCGUCAGAAGAACAAAGGAAAAAUCCGUGCUGGCAGCCCCGGUGAAGAGAUGGCUUUGGUAGAGCAUUUGAAGGGGAUGUCUCUGACCACUGGAGCAAAGCUUGAGCUUAAAUCUUUGUUAGUUUCCCUUGUGAUGCUUGCAAAGGAAGAUAUUGCCAGAAGAUUGCAACAUAUUGGGGAAAAAUUUCAACUGUCUCAGAUGGCAGCGGUAAAACUAGCUGAAGAUGCAAUGUCUAGUGACAUCAUAGAUGAGCAAGCAUAUUCUUUGGAUCAUUACAUUCAGAAAGUGAGAAAAGUGGCACAUUCAGAUACUUUUUCUUGGCAGUCUAAAGUGUUGCUUUCACCUUGAACAGCUCCUGCUCAUAAUAUUUCUGAGAGGACUUUUCAGUAAACAGAUAAGAUGAUGCUUUCUUCUCUCUGUCCUGAUGAUACAGUCAUAACUGUUGAUGACUUUGACAUGGAGAUAGGUUAUUACUUAUUAUGCUGCCAUAGUGAACGAUAGAUGAUUCACAUGAAGCAAAAGGUUUUCCCAGCUUGCUGGGUUAAAGGCAGAGGCAAUUGAUUGACCAAAUACUUGAUCAUAUCCAACUCAUUUUCAUGUUGUGAGGAUGAAGAACGAAAUUAGAAGCAGAAGGUAAUAAGUCAAUCAAGUAGUUUUCAGCUGUUCAAAAGGCCAUGAUUGCCUUAAGGAUAAUACAUGGUCUGUAAUAAAUUCAUAAGCAGCUGCUAUCAAUUAUUACUCUAGGCCGGGGAUCAUACUUGCAUAAAAAUUCACUGGCUUCAUUGUGUUUGUGUAGAAUUAGAAGGGAGAUAAAUUUCUGAUGAAUAGCUUGAUAUGUUGUUUUUUAUAGCUCUCACUUUUAAAAAAGCCUUGAGUUGGAUUUCCUUUUUUGUUCUGGUUCUGCAUCCUGUUGUGUGUCUAGCCAAAAAUGAUGGGAAACAUGAUCUACUCCGUUACAUUUGAAAGUGCCUUUUAAUUACUUUUGACUGCAUUUUUGUUUGACUGCAUAUUCGCGUCGUAGUAAGCAUCAGUAUACAUGUGCAUCACACACAAACAUUGGGUCAGGGCAUCCAACCGGCCCAGGGGGUGGGGACAGCGGCAGCUUGGUCAUAGAUUGGUUUACACGUCCACCUUUUACUUA